Morchella importuna is the source of this 885-nucleotide messenger RNA. RefSeq lists its product as uncharacterized. The transcript is spliced from 2 exons. Lineage: Eukaryota; Fungi; Ascomycota; Pezizomycetes; Pezizales; Morchellaceae. Gene Ontology annotation, biological process: protein transport; intra-Golgi vesicle-mediated transport; Golgi organization. The record is from RefSeq and is a predicted model, not a curated record. Gene Ontology annotation, cellular component: COG complex; membrane. The coding region runs from base 1 to 885 and encodes 294 amino acids.
AUGAGCAGAUUUUACUUCGGUUCCGACUCGGACAGCGAUAAUGAUAAUGCCGACUCGCUACCGUUUCCUGCGCCUCUUCCCCGAGAGGCUUUCUCCACUGAUAUCGACGCGCCGUUCUCGCCCAUAGCAUUUUUAGCCACGCUGCGACACCGUCAUCAGACGCUUGAAGACUUGCGUGCAGAGCUCCGUACAAGAAGUAAGGAUCUUGAAAAGGAACUUAUAGAGCUUGUUAACAGGGAUUAUGUCGAUUUUGUUGGAUUAGGGAGCUCAUUGAGCGGGGGUGAUGGAAGGGUAGAAGAUUUGAAGAUGGGGUUGUGGGGGUUCAAAAGGGAUAUCGAAGGCGUUGUGGGGAGGAUUGGAGAAGUAGUAGAAGAGGUUGAAAGAGAACUGAAGGCCCGGGAGGAUAUAAGGGCGGACAAGUUUGGUGUUGGUGCUGACAGAGUGGUUAUUCUCUGGCUUGUUAAGAUACUCGCAAGGACAUUACUAGCCCUCUCGCAAAGACUUGACGAGCUCUCAUCCCUAUUACUUCUCGAUGGGUCAACCCCGGCAGACUCAACAUCUUUAUUAUUUGAUGGUGACGGCGACGAAAGAACAGGAGGAGAUGGGUUAACGAGUAUCGGCCGUCUGAGGAAGAUAGUUUCGGGAUAUCGUUAUGUCGUCCAGCACCUUGUACCCCGUGUACCAGCACAUCAUCCGUUCUUGAAAGCCCAGUUGCCUAGGAUCGCGAAAGUCAAGAAUACCUUGCUAUUGGAUCUUCGAAGUGCAUUGAAGGAAUCAAAGCUAGGAGAUGUGGAAAAAACUAUCGUGGUAAUGGGGUUCUAUGCCGAUCUUGGAGCAGAAAAUGAUGCAGUUAAGGUGUUAAGAGAGAUGAAAAAGGAGGGUUGA